Molecule: messenger RNA, 213 nt
Organism: Acanthisitta chloris (rifleman)
Lineage: Eukaryota; Metazoa; Chordata; Aves; Passeriformes; Acanthisittidae
Product: cytochrome b-c1 complex subunit 6, mitochondrial-like
Biological process (GO): mitochondrial electron transport, ubiquinol to cytochrome c
Source: RefSeq, a predicted model, not a curated record
GAUCCCCUGACCACGGUGCGGGAGCACUGCGAGCAGAUGGAGAAAUGCGUCAAGGCGCGGGAGCGGCUGGGGGGGUGGUCCCGACGGGAGGUGUGCAACGCGCGGGUGGCCUCCCGGUCCCAGACGGAGGAGCAGUGCACGGAGGAGCUCUUCGACUUCCUGCACGCCAGGGACCACUGCGUUGCUCACAAUCUUUUUAAGAACCUGAAGUGA